Molecule: messenger RNA, 859 nt
Organism: Cryptomeria japonica (Japanese cedar)
Lineage: Eukaryota; Viridiplantae; Streptophyta; Pinopsida; Cupressales; Cupressaceae
Exons: 6
Coding region: 77-508 (143 amino acids)
Source: RefSeq, a predicted model, not a curated record
UGCAGUGCACUGCGAAACAGAGAAAUUUAUUUUCAUUCCUACCAUUGAAAGCUAUAAAAGAGAGAGUAAAAGUUCAAUGGCUGACAUCCCAAGGAAGAUCUCUUGCAGAGUUUGCCUAAGCUUGGGAACAUGUAUACAUCAUCCCGCUGCACACACCAAACCAUUGGUGUAUUCAGGCGUAGGGCACGUUGUGGGAAAGCAAAAGCAUAAGGUGAAUGGUGAAGUGCAUCAAAUGGGGAGUAGCAGAGAAGGGUACAAAAAUCAGGGAACUCAAGGAGCAAAGCAGGACAUAAGUGAGAAACGUGGGGAGGAUUCUCCAGAGCAGUGCUUUCUUGGCUCUUCUGUAUGCUAUGGUGGACCAGAUGAGUAUCAUGGCCGUGUCAAAGAAAGAAAAGAACCAAUAAAUAAGAAUAAAACUGGAGUAAAGAGGGUGGAAGAGACAGCAGACCCAUCUAAUCUUGAAUAUGCAACAAGGGGAGAUUGGUGGAAAGGUUCUCUCUACUACUAGAAAGAUUGUGGAACAUCCUAAUUCCAUUUUUUUCCAUAAAGUCCAGGUAAUGUGUACAAUGGUAAAGCUGGAUUAAGUAAUUGGAUGGAAUAUGAUAUCUAUACGUUUAUCUUUAGAAGCAUGUAAAUGCGCAUAAGGAAUGAUACUAUUUACAGCGGAAUCUCAGAUAAAACCUUUUUCAAAUCAUCCACAAUCCAUUUCCUUUUAAGUUACAUGGUAUCUUAACUCUAACCCAUAGAAUGCUUCCUCUCUAAUCAAGUAUGGUAAAUUUUUAUUACUUUAUUUGAGAAAUGAAAAUAACUGAAUAUAAGAUAUUUAAGAAUUUAUUAAAGUUGGAAGUCUUUUUUCAAA